AUGGGUUCGUUUGGUAGUUUUCUGUUUGUAUACUUCCUCGGCGGACUCACCUUCAUUCCGCUGGUCCUGUCGCUGGUUCUUCUUCACGCCUAUCUGACGCUCCCGCGCGCUUCCCCACCAUCCGGUGCUCCAAACGAACGAGCUGCAGAUGAUAUCCGGCACCCGAGCGAUGAUUCCGAUAGUUUGAAGUCCGGCACGGAUGAGCUGGCCGACAAGUUUCACCGUACCCACGAGUCCGAUGUCGCUGCUGGCUAUUUCGCGGUUUGUCGCGAAUAUGUUCCUGGUGGUGUCAAUGGCAAGCCUCCCGAGCGAACCACCCCGGCGGGUGAGGUGAUCGCCGCCGAGAGCCCCAGCGUCUACCAGACUAUGUAUAGGAGCUUGUUUGAUAGGAAGCAGACACCGACCAUUGAGCCUGCGAAGAGUAAUGGGAAGAAUGGGAAAAGGGCUCGGAAUGUGUUCUACAUCGUUCUGCGACAUGGCCAUUUGAUGCUCUACGACGAUGCGAACCAGGUGGAAGUACGAUACGUCAUCUCCCUCGCCCAUCAUGAUGUGAGCAUCUAUGGGGGAGGAGAAGGGGAGAUCCCGGAGGGUGAGCUAUGGUUGAAGCGGAACGCCAUUUGUCUCUCGAGACGACUGGAUUCACUUGGGGAUCUUGGAGGGCCGACACCCCCUUUCUACCUAUUCUCCGAGAAUCUCUCAGAAAAGGAGGACUUCUACUUCGCCAUGCUCCAGAACCAGACGAGAAUGGGCGAUUUUCCAAAUUGCCCACCCAAACACCAACAAUUCGAAGUCAAGCAUAUCGUCACGCUCGUGCAGCGUCUGCAUUCCUCCGAGGAACAACUACAGACACGCUGGAUCAAUGCUGUCCUGGGCAGGGUAUUCUUGGCCAUGUACAAGACCCCUGAGAUGGAAGAAUUCAUACGGCAGAAGAUCACGAAGAAGAUCUCUCGGGUUAAUAAGCCGAAUUUUAUCAGCAAAAUUGGUCUGCAACGGAUUGACAUGGGCGAGGGCGCUCCGUUCAUCACUAACCCGAGGCUCAAGGAUCUGACCGUCGAUGGAAAUUGUUGCAUUGAGACCGAUAUUCAGUAUGCCGGUAACUUCCGUCUCGAGAUCUCAGCCACUGUCCGCAUUGACCUGGGCCCUCGCUUCAAAGCUAGAGAAGUGGAUAUUGUGCUUGCUGUGGUGCUCAAGAAGCUCGAGGGGCAUAUGUUGAUUCGUUUCAAGCCUCCACCCAGUAACAGAGCGUGGAUCUCCUUCGAAACCAUGCCAAAUAUCGUCAUGGACAUUGAACCGAUUGUCAGCUCAAAGCAGAUCACUUAUGGGAUCAUCCUGCGAACCAUUGAGAGUAGAAUCCGCGAGGUUGUUGCGGAAAGUGUCGUCCAGCCAUUCUGGGACGACAUUCCUUUCUUGGACACUGCUUCUCAGGCUUUCCGGGGAGGAAUUUGGCAGCGAGAGAUCCCUAGGCCCGGUUCGAAGGCUGAAAUACCAGACGAAUCCGUCAGUCACCCACAGACGCCGACCACGAGGGAUCCUCUCGAUGCGCUGAAGACUAAGGAUGAUCGUGCGCUGAGCAUGCCUGUCCUUCUGGAAAGCACAUCGGGAACCUUGAGAUCUCGCAAAAGUUCCAAGUCGAUCACAGUAGACUCUGAAAAGAGCCUAUCAUCUGCUCUUGACAGGACAGGUGAACCAUCGUUACCACGCGCGAUACGUUCUCAGACCUUCUCAAACGCUGCCGAUCCUGUGGUUACUGCAGAUAAUAUCAAGAUUGAAGCCAUCACGACUGACAUUAAAGGCGAGGAGAAGAGCAGUGCUGCCAGUGCCAUGAUUGAGAUAUCAAAUCGCUCACCUUCUGGCUCGCCAAACAAGACGCCGAACGGAUCGCCGCCUACGGGGAGCAAUAUCAGCCCGGAAAAGCUGGCAUUCAGUCGAGGCUCCUCCUUUACAGAAUCUCUCGAGGGUGUUAGCGAGUUUAUCAAUCAGUCCCCCGCGCGUCCCACAUCUGCCCACUUGGCUAGUGAUUCGUCACUGAACCUUCGAAGCGUUGGGGGCAGCUCAAGUACAUCAAUCAACAGCGAGAGAUCGCGGCGACGGAGCACAUUGGAAACACUAGAGACUCUGACCAAGCCAGUUGCUUCUUCGAAUGGCUCCGAGGAAAAACCGAAGAGCUCGCUAUCGUUGGGCACAGCGACCGCUGUAGCUAAGAAGUGGAGCUGGAGUGUGUUUGGGAAGGGCGAUUCCCACGCCGGACAUGAAUCUUCUCGACCUGCUGGUACCCCUAAUGAGCCGAUCGGACGCGGCCAUCCACUCCCACCACCAGGAACCCCAUUACCGCGCCCUGAGAAGUUCGGAAUCAAGAAUAACCCCCUGCCUCGACGAAAGCCUGUCCCGCCACAACUUCCCGAGCGACCCAAAAAGGAAAACAAAAGACCUGUCUCCAAAGCGCCAUUGCCGAAACGCAAAGCUCUAGGCAAAAAAGAAGGGGACGAAAGCAGUCCGGACGAAAUAUUGGUGGUCGAAGCGCCGUAUGAUUCGACACCCAAUAGCCCUGCCCCUGAUUCUGCGUCUGACAUAGAAUCCAUGCGCCCGGCCGUGACGCAGAAUACCUCGCAAACUCCGCCUGGGUCGGCUCCUACUGAGCUGAUUGAGACAGGCUACAGUCAUGACUGGGAUAAUAAGGACGACCGAAAACUCAGUGAACAGAAUCCCAUCGCUCGGGAUGUACCUGAUAUCGCGAAGCAUGACAUGGAGUUACUGUCGGCAACUGACGGAAUUAUACCAUGA
Aspergillus clavatus NRRL 1 is the source of this 2781-nucleotide messenger RNA. RefSeq lists its product as uncharacterized. Lineage: Eukaryota; Fungi; Ascomycota; Eurotiomycetes; Eurotiales; Aspergillaceae. The transcript has 2 exons. The record is from RefSeq and is a predicted model, not a curated record. The coding region runs from base 1 to 2781 and encodes 926 amino acids. Gene Ontology annotation, biological process: phospholipid transport. Gene Ontology annotation, molecular function: lipid binding. Gene Ontology annotation, cellular component: endoplasmic reticulum; ERMES complex.